This is a messenger RNA of Desarmillaria tabescens, 990 nucleotides long. RefSeq lists its product as uncharacterized. The transcript has 5 exons. The record is from RefSeq and is a predicted model, not a curated record. Lineage: Eukaryota; Fungi; Basidiomycota; Agaricomycetes; Agaricales; Physalacriaceae. Bases 1 to 990 code for a protein of 329 amino acids.
AUGGCUGGCAGACAAAAGAAGACAACCGGAGAGCCCAUCGAUGAUGUAGAUUGGGAUGAGCCGACUGUGUGGGCUUUAAUUGCUGAAAUGAAGAAGCAUGAGAAUUAUAGAAACACGUCCGGGGAGACAAAAGUCAUGGUUCACAAGCGCAUCACUGCAGCUGUCAUUCCAGCAGUGUAUGCCAAAAAUCCAACUGCUGCUGGGGCUCAUGUCAAAGGAAAGAUUGGAAGGCUUACUUCUCUCUUUCAAAAGUAUAACUCGCAACUUCGACAAACUGGCGAAGGCAUCAACAAUGAGAACUCCCAGGGCCCACAGGAGACCGAUUUUGUACCUGCAACUGGACCGGAUCAUGAUACUAGCCCUGCGGCAAGGAAUCUAUGGGAGAAAAUUGCCCUGGAGUGGCCAUACUUCCCUGAACUGUACAGCUUCAUGUCAACUCGCCCCAACAUCACUCCAAUUGCGGUGACUACUGGUGUUGGUCCCCAUGGUCAUGAGACUGUUGUCAUGCAGGCUCUGACUAACCAGAUGUCACACAUUGAUGACAGUAACAUUGAUCCUGUUCUUCUCCAGCUCAGUACUCCUCAGGAUCAGCCAAUCCCUGCUCCACAGACUCCUGCAUCAGGACGGACUCUAUCCCAUGAAUCUUCCAAGGAAAACGUGGCACCAUCUUCAUCGCUGAAACAUGGACCUAAGCCAUCAUCCUUUUCACAGGAUCUCAUUGCUAAGGCCUCAGGCUCGAUUAUGAAGGUACCACGAAAGUGCUCCUUUGAAGAUGCUAUGCUCAAGGACUCCCAGAGACAAUUUGAGAGUCUCCGUGAAUGUCAGGCUGAAGCCCUGUUGCUUAAAAAGCACAAGCUUCUCUUGGCUGAGUUUCAAGUUGGUAUUUGGACUGUUGAAGAGUUGUUAGCCACUAACUCUCAAAACUUAGAUCAACUAGGGAUCACCACUCGCACUUCGGUGGAUGAUACGAUAGAGGUCAAAGUCUUGUAG